Messenger RNA from Lodderomyces beijingensis, 1794 nucleotides. Lineage: Eukaryota; Fungi; Ascomycota; Pichiomycetes; Serinales; Debaryomycetaceae. The record is from the annotation of a GenBank genome assembly.
AUGAGGAGCAAGCUCUUGCAGAAGCUAGUGCGAUAUAGAGCCAAGCUUGCUAUUUCGAUAUUUGUGGUGGCGAUACUUGCGUACACUGCAUUUUCGUCCGUCCUCAACUACGACUUGGAUGCCAUCGUUGAUGAUUCAUUUUCAACUCCUUUGAAUGGUGCACAGCCCGCCAGCCAGAAAGGCGAAACGCCUGGGCAAAACGCAGCAAACGUCUACGACUCGCACUUGGCGUUGGUCAACCAAAAGGAGAAGCUGAGGCGUGUCCAUAGCUUUUGGGAUAAAGUCUUUACUAUAUUUGACGAGAACGAUGUGCUAUACAAGGGAGCUCCCCAGCACCUUGUCGAGUAUGUGGGAGACAAAAUUGAGGGCACCUAUAUCAAGGAAGCUUUACUAGCGAGAGGAAAGAUGUCCGACAGAGUGGUUGCCGAGCUAAAGAGCAGACAUGAGAAGGUGGUGAAGAAGCUUCCCGACGAAAUCCCAGAAUAUACUUACGACAAGGGCACAAAAGGUGUUGUGUUUAUUGGUGGUGAUAAGUUUUCGUGGCUCACCUAUCUCGCGAUUCUUGCCUUGAGAGAAACUGGGUCCAAACUACCCGUUGAAGUGGUUAUGCCGCAAAGGAAUGACUAUGAACGCGAAAGGCUGUUUUGCGAUAGAAUCUUGCCCAGCCUUGGGGCAAAAUGUUUGGUGGUUCCGGACAUUCUUGGUAUUUCUGCGGAAAAGGAAAAGAGCUUUUUCGCUUAUCAGUUCAAGCUGCUCGCUUUAGUGGUGUCGUCGUUUGAAAACAUCCUUCUACUUGAUUCCGACAAUAUCAUAAUUUCAAACCCGGAUGUGGUUUUUGAGAGUGAGCUUUACAAGCAGUACGGUAUGAUAACGUGGCCAGACUACUGGAAAAGAACGAUUUCUCCAAGGUACUACGAAAUUGCAAAUAUUGCCGUCAACGAGCAAAAGCGAGUCAGAAUCAACAGGUUCCCGCUAUUUGAGCCGCUGAAAUCGCAGAAUGCUCUAAGAAUCGAUAUAGGGGAUGCAUCUGUUCCCUACCACGACUUGGAAAACGCCGUACCUGACUUGUCUACUGAAUCGGGGCAGUUGUUCAUCAACAAAGGCACGCAUGGCAAAGUCAUCCUCCUAUCUUUGUACUACAACAUCUAUGGGCCGCAACUAUUCUACCGCUUGUUUUCGCUAGGUGAGCAAGGGGAAGGGGACAAAGACACUUUUGCCGCAGCAGCAGUUGCCCUUAACCAGCCCUACUACCAAGUAAACUCGUACAUACAGUCCCACGGAUACUUUGACGACGAGGCAAAAUUCCAAGGGGUGGCAAUGGCCCAAAAGCACCCGGUUCUCGAUUUCGAUAAGUUUCAAAACUUGAUUGUGCGGCCCUUUGAAAACAGCGGCAAGUCGAUUCCCAUCGAUGAGCAAGUUGAAAAGCUAAACGCUUUGGCAAAGGAGUCGGACGAGAACUUUGGAAGCGCAAAUGACGUGCCCAUCUUCACGGUGCACUGCAACUUCCCCAAGCUUGAUCCGGUUUUUUACAUGUCAAGAAACGACUUGUAUGACUCCGUUGCGAACAAAUUGAAGCGUAGGUUGUACAGCAGGAUGAAAUACAAAAAGACCAAGAUGGAGGGAGCAGUGUUUCGCAACGAAGAAGUGGACUUUGAGUACGAGCAAUGGCUACAUCUUCAAGAAGCCCUAUGUGUGAAGAAACUCGAGUUUGUGUAUUUCAAAUACGAGGACAUGGACCAGCUAUGUAGCUUCAUCGCCAAUCAGGUGACAUGGCUAGCACUUGAUUCAAGUUGA